AUGCCCUUUACUUUCUUCAAACCCAAGAUGCCUUCACUCAGCGCUCCAGCAGUCUCGUCACCUGUUCUUUACCCAUCCGUUACUUCUGAGUUUGAAGCUGCGAACCAGAAAUUUGCCGCGACGUUUACGCAGUCUCAUCUGCCUGGUCUACCUCGUCGAAAGGUGGCAGUGGUAGCAUGUAUGGACAGCAGAUUGGAUGUAGAAAAGGUACUCGGCUUAGAUAUUGGUGACGCGCACGUCAUCAGAAAUGCCGGCGGUCGCGCGGUAGAAGCGCUACGAUCAAUCCUGAUUUCUCAGCAAUUACUUGGAACGCGUGAGAUAAUCAUUAUGCACCAUACCGGCUGUGGCAUGCAGAGCUUCUCCGACACGGAUUUCCGAGCCAAGAUUCGGCACGAGAUGCAUGAAGAUGUGGACCAUAUGGCUUUUCUUCCCUUUUCUGAUUUGCGACAAAGUGUUAUUGAUGAUGUUGCCUUUCUGCGAAAGAGCCCGCUAAUUCUGGAUGUUCCUAUUACUGGGUACGUCUAUGAUGUCAAGACGGGCCGGAUUGAACAGGUUGAUGAGAGAGCAGAAUCUGAAUGUUCCAGCCCUUAA
Fusarium venenatum is the source of this 591-nucleotide messenger RNA. Its product is annotated as carbonic anhydrase. The record is from RefSeq and is a predicted model, not a curated record. Gene Ontology annotation, molecular function: carbonate dehydratase activity; zinc ion binding. Lineage: Eukaryota; Fungi; Ascomycota; Sordariomycetes; Hypocreales; Nectriaceae.